Myripristis murdjan (pinecone soldierfish) is the source of this 1853-nucleotide messenger RNA. It is a transcript of the gene c17h5orf22, whose product is annotated as chromosome 17 C5orf22 homolog. The transcript has 10 exons. The record is from RefSeq and is a predicted model, not a curated record. Bases 39 to 1508 code for a protein of 489 amino acids. NCBI's taxonomy places the organism in Eukaryota, Metazoa, Chordata, Actinopteri, Holocentriformes, Holocentridae.
UCACCCUUUAACCUUUCCCCUGUGCCAGGAAGCGGCACAUGUUGUGCUUGUUGAGGCAGUCGGGGGAUGGAGGGGGAGUGUUGUCGGCGGCCUGUGGAAGUGACCGUGUCACCGGGAAUAUGAGCGGCGUGCCGGUGAAGAGGCUGUACCCGGAGCUGCCGGUCUGGAUUGUUGAGGAUCACCACGAUGUGGUUUGUCAUAUCUACCGUGCCAUCGCAUCAAAACACCUCCCACUGCACGACAUCAAGAUGGUUCACCUGGACUCCCAUCCUGAUCUGCUCAUCCCUGUCAACAUGUCUGCUGACACGGUGUUUGAUAAGGACGCGCUGCUCAGUGCGUUAAGUAUAGAAAACUGGAUAAUGCCCAUGGUGUAUGCUGGCCAUGUGUCUGGGGUGGCCUGGCUGCAUCCAUACUGGGCUCAGCAGAUCAAAGAAGGGGAGCACAGCAUGACUGUGGGGAGAGACUCAUCGACCACCACCAUCAGGGUGACCAGUACAGACGACUACUUCCUCAGUGAUGGCCUGUACGUUCCUGAGGAGCAGCUGGAGAACUCGAAACCUCUUAGACUGAGUGUGGUCAAAGUCAAUCCAGUGAAGCCAAGCCACAGAGUGCGUACAGAGGAAGACACAGAGGAGGACAGAAGACAGUGUGGAGGCAAGAAGCCCAGGACAGAGUGUCAAGGAACUGAGAAAGUCCAGUCAGAUAGUAGUGACACACUGCAACCAGCAGAGGGCAGCAAGGGUGACAAGACAGCUAAGGAAGAACAUGCCAGCAAAGGAGCAGGCUGGGAGGAUGAUGAUGAUGAUGAUGAUGAUGAUGAUGAAGAUGAUGAGGAAGGAUCAGCUAAUUAUGCUGUAAAGAGGAUAGUCUCGGUUCUCAGUGAGACAGAGCCGUACGUCUUGGACAUCGAUUUGGAUUUCUUUUCCUGCAAGAACCCCUUCAAGGAGUUGUACACACAGGAAGAAUACGCCAUCCUCCAGGAGCUCUACAGCUUCAGAAGACCCAGCCCAAACGCUGAUGAGGAGGAACUUACUGAGUGUGUGGACCGUCGUGUACGUCAGUUAGAGGACCUUGAGGCGGUGUUUGCUGAUCUUUUGGAAGACGAUGGAGAAGACAACAUUAUACGCUGCGCCAACAACCCCGGGAUGGCAGCCCUGGUCCAACUGGUUUCCAGUUUGAAAUCCAGAAACCAGUCCCCUGACUAUGAAAUGGUCCAUCAGGCUGGGUUAACCUGUGACUACUCUGAGCUUCCUCACCACAUCAGCACUGAUGAGGAGAUUGACAGACUACUCUCAGCUGUGCAACUCAUUCUAAAGGCUCUGCCUAAACCUACACUGGUUACUAUGUCCAGGUCCAGUCUGGAUGAGUACUGCCCAGCAGAGCAGGUGGAUCUGAUCCAAAACAAAGUACUGGCUGUACUGGAGAGCCUAUUUGGAACGUUGGAUUUACACAAGGACUAUGAGAACACCAGCACAGAGGCUCAGGACAGCCAAGCACAGGCCUCUUGACACACACUCUGACACACACCUGCACAGGAAUCACUGUUGGACUUGAUGGAGAUAUGAUUGGAAUGAAGCAGACACAAAUAAAGACACAAGCGUUAACAAGCGCUCAGAAUCAUACUUUCACAUACACACAUGUACAUGCAUGCAUGUAUGCACAGACACACACACACACUGUUGCUGUGUGUACUGAUGCUGAAAAGCAUACACAUAUUUGCGGGUUUGGUAUGGUACUUUAACCCUUGUAUGGUGUUCAGGUCAGUGGGACCCGUUUUCAUAUUUUACCAAAAGAAAAAUGAUAGGAUUAAUUAUUUUUUCAACCUCAGUCUCAUUGGCCUCGGCUCAUUUUCU